Lodderomyces parapsilosis is the source of this 1452-nucleotide messenger RNA. RefSeq names its product glucose-induced degradation complex subunit. NCBI's taxonomy places the organism in Eukaryota, Fungi, Ascomycota, Pichiomycetes, Serinales, Debaryomycetaceae. The record is from RefSeq and is a predicted model, not a curated record. Gene Ontology annotation, cellular component: GID complex; nucleus; cytoplasm. The transcript has a single exon. Gene Ontology annotation, molecular function: ubiquitin protein ligase activity. The coding region runs from base 1 to 1452 and encodes 483 amino acids. Gene Ontology annotation, biological process: proteasome-mediated ubiquitin-dependent protein catabolic process.
AUGACCGAACCCACCAUAGAUUUCCAUAUACAAACGCAUCAACCUCAAUUCAACAUACCUAUCCAACUAAUUAAGAAGAAUUUCAAACUGAUUCAAAAACUUAUUGAAAAGCAAAAAAAACAAACUGGUGACGAAAUAGCCAAGAUCAAGAAGAAUGUCAACUUGCCAAAAAAGAUUCAACUUGAAAUGAUACGGAAGCUGAUUAGCAGCUUUGAAACGUUUCAGAAAAAACUACAGACUUUGAUAAAAAAGGAUGAAGAGUAUAGAUCACGCUUGGUUGCACGAUUGGAGAAUAUACUGCAGUUGAGCAAGUAUACAGAUGCCCAAGACAUGCUCAAUUUUCACAAUCCAAAUUUGAUCAACUGGUAUCGAAAUGAGACCAAUUUGCUCAUUGUUGAUUAUCUAAUCAAGUCCAACACCCAUGAAGAGAAUCUUGGUAAUAAAUUGCUUGAAUCGUUGGCUAAAACUAAUCCCAAGAUCAGCAAACUUAUCGACCAUGAUUUGUAUCUCGAUUACAAUAAAGUCUACCUAUCAAUUACAAAGGCUCAUGAUUUAUCGUUGAUUAUCCACUGGUUUAAUGACAACAAGUCCUCACUCAAAAAGAUUCAUUCCAACCUAGAAUUUGAAAUCAAUUAUUGCAAGUACCUAACCUUGAUUGAGAGUGGUGAUGUUAAUGAAGCAAUAAAGUUUUCACAGGAUAAUUUGUCAAGUUACGGCAACAAGGAAAACUAUUCCGUUGAAGAAAUGGGAAAUUACAAGCACAAUCUGGAACGAUUGAAAGGAUUGGGUGGAUUAUUGGUCUAUCGAUCAAUGGACAACUCAUUCCCCAAUAUGUUAUUUUCAAACAAGUUGAUGUUUCAAUCACAACCGUAUCGCGAAUAUGAAAAGCUACUUUCCAAUGAACGGUGGGAAAACCUUGGACGCUGUUUUAUUGACAAUUUCAUAAAGCUUUUUGGGAUAACGACAAACUAUCCAUUAUUUGUUUAUUUGUCAGCUGGGUUAUCCGGCUUGAAAACAAAGUCAUGUUAUCACAACACUGAAAAUACAGUAUUCAAAGAGGCUACACCAUUGGAGACGACUCCGGUACUCCCCACUCUUAUAACACCAGCAAAUUUUACUUCAUAUACGGCUCCCGUAACUCCAUUGACGGUACGAAAAUACAGAGGUCCCGAUUACUACUACAGACUCCUCCACAAAGUCAACAACUGCCCCGUUUGCUCACCAGAAAUGUUUCAACUAAGUAGGAAUCUUCCGUUUGCGCAAUUAAUCACCAGCAUCUUCAAUAACCCCUUCCGUUUGCCUAAUGGGAACAUUUACCAAUUUGAUAAGCUAUUGUCUCUGGGAGAGUUACUACCAGAGCGGAGCACUUUAUUACGUCAAGGACAGGUCAAAGAUCCAUUAACCCACGAGGUAUUCUUUAUAGAUAACUGUAUACGAGUGUUUCCUGCUUGA